UAAGGCGCAGAAUGAAAGCGGAUCGAGUCUGUGUUAGUAAAUACGAGCGUGUUCAAGCGUGAAGACGGAAUAAAACAACACUGACACAAUAAACGGAAUAAAAACAGCACUCGGCAGACACAUUCGCGCGCUGGCGGGCUGUUUCGGUGACUCCUCUGAUGGAGGAUGAGGAGGACGAACACCUUCCUCACUGCUGUGAAACGCCAUUAAGAAACAAGAGCCCAGAGAACAGAGACGCCUCGCGUCGAGAGGUAGGACAGUCAACUAACCGACACGGACAUUUUGAAGACAGAUCAACUCAAACUGCGACCUCUGUCCAGAACUCAGGGAGAGCUGGAGAUAUGGCACCAUUCCAGAGGUCUGUAGCGGAGACAUCAUCAACUCCCUGUGGAAAUGUGAAUGCCAGGACUGCAUUCAGGGCUAAUUGUGGAAUUGGGGGCCUUGCGUCAAUUACUGCAGCCCCAGGGGCUCCGGAAGAGCCAAGAGCACUUUUUCAUGGAAAUGCUGGUUUUCGCGCCCACUUCCCUGCCCUGUUCGAAACCGACCCGGAUGGCGCACCAAACACAGAACGCAGAGCGGCGGACGAAAUGAGGCAAGAAGAAAAAGAAGAUGAAAGCGUGGAGGGAAUUAGCGUGGAAAUUCAGAUUGGACGUAAAUUACGAGAAAUGGGUGAUCAGUUUCAGCAGGAACAUCUUCAGCUGUUUACUCAACACCACAGGGGCCAGUUAGGUUGGUUCCACCUAGUGACUUCACUGUACAACUUCCUAUUUCCACAAGGAGGGCCCCAAAAUGCAAGAGCCCAGAGAUGAGGGGGCCACAGCACCGGUUCAGGACACAAAUGAGUUUCACGCAGCAUUGCCAGAUCUAGACUUUGCACAGAUAUGGAUUAUAUGGCUCAAAAACAAUAUAAAAAAGAAGCGAGUUGCCGCUGGCCGGAGACUUCCCGACUUUUUCAAAGAAGCCAUUCUCAAAAUGGAGCGUUGGAGAAAAUUUGAUAGAUUCUGCAGGUUGCAUAUCAAUGUUAAGAUAUUCAGAUUUCUGCCUUAUAUUUCCCCAGCACAUCUUCACGUAUGAGCAAAUCUCAGUGCAGUGGAUGCCUUAAUGAAACUCUCAGAAGAAAGAAGAUCUGCUUUAACAGGCAAUGAGCUGUGAGAAUACCGAAGAGGUCCACAGUAAUGUGUGUGUUUGAGUAUUUGUGCUGAAAUAACUACAUAUAAUGCAUUCUUGAGUUUUUUCUGCUGGUUUAGCAGGGCUCAUGUUUGAUUCCUGUCAACAUGACGGUUAUCAGUGUUAUAGGGACAGAGUUGAAGCACUUUUCUCAUUAUCAACGGAGGCCUGUUGUCGUUACCAAGGCGUUUGUUCAUCCAUACGCAUGCUUCGUAAAGGACUGAUGCACAGAACUUAAAACAAUGAAAUAUUUGUUGAAAUAAAGAUAAAAACUUGAAGAUCGGGUUUUACUAUAUCAAUAUUGAGCCAUUUCUUAAAGUGUUUGCAUUCAAGAGAAAUAUGAAUUUUCUGAUAAAAACAUGUUGGAUUUGCUGCAGAAGAUAAUGUUUUCUUGUUAAGAAAGAUUGUUCCACAAAUUAGUGAAUUCACAGGUGAAAAACUUUUGAAAUAUCAAUUUGCCCUAAUGAAUUUCUUGUUCUCUUAAAGACCCCAUGAAAUCACUUGACGAGAAUUUCAUUCUAAGACACAGAGUCCAUGAGUGCAAGAUGAGUCAUCAAUAUUUUCGCUCCAUUUCCCCAGAAAAGAAAUACUGUAAUUUUUACGUUUAAUGUGUACACCUACUGAAAGUUUAUUAUAAGUCAACUUUUAGGAGCACACUAGCUUAUAAAUGGUUUCGAAGCCAUAAAAUUCCAAUUUCAUGGGGUCUUUACUGUAUUUACUGUCUCAUAUUACAAACCUUUGAUAUCAAUAUAAAUUACAUAAUGAAAAUUGCAAAAAUGAUUUCUCUCAGGCACUGAGAUAAUAGUUUAAUCUUUUACAGUUUAACCCAAGCGAUAAAUGCAAUCACUAAUAUCUGUCAAAUCUGCAAAUAUUAAAAAGUUACUUUUUUCCUUUAAUGACAACCUAAAGUUGUAUAUGUUUGUAUAUAGCAAUCACUGAUUAUUACAAAGAGGAUUUUAUAACUGUAAAGGUCUUAGAGGGAAAGUGUCCUCGUACAGAUGGCAUAAAUAUGCUUAUAUGAUGAGGAUGAUAAUCAACUCUGAUGUAGAUUUCAGAGCACUCAGUGAGAUGGCCCAGUGACUGGCACAUGAUCUGGUGUUGAUGUUAAUAUUUUAGUUUGUAUAUGAUUAAUGAUAAACUGGGAGACGAUUUAUUUUCCAUAUAUAUCUUUGUUAACUCAUAUUGUAAAGGGAACUUAUUAUAAAUAUGAGAUUAAUAACACUUUAAGUUAUUAAAAUAUAUAUUCAAUUCCUAGUUUCUUAAAGGUGAAGCGUGUAAUUUCUGGGCCUCUAUAGCCACCCCAAACGGAAUGGCCAAAAUAAGUAGAUAGGUAAAAUUUGUCAGACAAACGUUGAUGUUUGCUUGACAAAGCCCUAUCUGAAAGUUUGAAACUAGUUUUGAAAUACUGAAGCUUGAUGGUUAUACAGACAUUGCAAUAGGUGAAAUGGCCAGCUAGCUAGCUAGAUAAGUUAUCAGACAGACUGUCAACAUAGAUUAUCAGAUAAACCAAUAGAUAGAUAGGGAACAACUUAAAGCAGAUCAAAGGCCUUUUGUUACAUUUGAAUAUUUUGACAUUCCGUUGGUCUGUUUGAACAUUCCGUCAAUGUAAGUCUUUGGGAUUUUUCCGAUUUUUGAUUGUCCGCUGUUUGACAGCCGUAAGUCCAAUCAGUUAGAAAACACAAAGCACACUAAGUCAGAACAGUCUGAAGGUAUGUACCAAGAUUUGUGGAUGUAGCUUGAAAGCUCUAGUUGGAGUUAGUGUUAGAAAUUUUGGUUUCAGUUUAGGGAUUUAAAAAAAUAAAAAAUAAAUGCUAAACCAAUUUGAUAGAAUAACAGUAUGUUGGCUUUGUCAAGCCAACAUAAUGAUCGACACUUCCCCUGUCUAACAUUGAUCAGAUAAACAGAUAGCCGUGCCCUAAACACACCACUGGUUGAGCCCAUGUUACUUUGUCAGGCUGGUUGGGUAGAUCCAGUGUUUACGCACUUCACCUUUAAAUGCUUUCUUUGUGGUACAAUCAAAUGAGGUGCCUGUACUUUGCAGUUUACAACUUUAUAUAGUUUGCUUGUGCAUUAUCUACAAAAAGAGAAGUUUAUGACAUUUUAAUGUUGUCUAUGAUUCCAGCAUAAGGCGAAACCUUCAAAUCAUGUCUUAAUUUCCUCUGCAACUAUUUCAAGAUCAUGUUGUUUCCUGAAAACACAUUCCACAGAGGUGAAUUCCAGUGCUGUGACAUUAUUGUCCUGUUGUUCUUUUGACGGGUGUGCCUGUUAUGCUUGUGUAUUGGUGACAUUGACACUUGCAGACAAUCAAACAGCUGAAGGUGCCUUAGAACAGCAGGCCAACAAAGAUUUCAUAUCACCAUUACGCUGGGCUUCGGUCAUCAUGAGUACUCAAAUAGAUCCAAAUGCUGUUAACAGUUCAUAAGUCGAGGCAGACAUGUAUUGCAGCUGGUGUGUUAACAAAUUUUGCAAAUACAAAAAUACCUCCAGCUAAAAAACAGGGAGCUUGAACAGACUAUCAAAGAUUUACGUGCCAACAGAACAGAUCUAUUGCAGGAAAAAAGCUGCUGCUGCCUCUUUAUCUGAAAUGCCCUUUCAAAUGCACUUGUCUCAUAAAAAUGUGUCAAAGGAGUAUAAACACUGAGCUGUUUUUAUUUUUAUUUGGAAUGUGUACGGGACAUUCCUGCUGGUUCUUUUUUAAUCUUGCUACUUAAAAUAAUUUGAUAAAUGCACAAUUCUCAUAGUAAAUGCUGUUAGAGAAAUUAGAUUUUUUUUCUUCCAUAAAUGCUGUUAUACAAGUGCUGACACUUUUCUGCAAUGUUCACUGCAUUAAAAUAUUUAUGGAUACUCA
Myxocyprinus asiaticus (Chinese sucker) is the source of this 4015-nucleotide messenger RNA. RefSeq lists its product as uncharacterized. NCBI's taxonomy places the organism in Eukaryota, Metazoa, Chordata, Actinopteri, Cypriniformes, Catostomidae. The transcript is spliced from 4 exons. Gene Ontology annotation, biological process: apoptotic process; negative regulation of autophagy; positive regulation of apoptotic process. The record is from RefSeq and is a predicted model, not a curated record. Bases 159 to 809 code for a protein of 216 amino acids. Gene Ontology annotation, cellular component: myosin complex.